Colletotrichum karsti is the source of this 903-nucleotide messenger RNA. RefSeq names its product hydrolase. Lineage: Eukaryota; Fungi; Ascomycota; Sordariomycetes; Glomerellales; Glomerellaceae. The record is from RefSeq and is a predicted model, not a curated record. Gene Ontology annotation, cellular component: membrane. The transcript is spliced from 2 exons. Gene Ontology annotation, molecular function: lipase activity. The coding region runs from base 1 to 903 and encodes 300 amino acids.
AUGGCUACUGAAACCGAAGGCACUUUCGAGGUCGAUGGACAGAAGCUCCACAGCAAGACCUGGACACCUCAAGGCCCCAUCAAGGCCAAGCUCGUCUUCGUCCACGGCUUCAGCGAUCAUAUUGGACGCUACUAUGAACUCUUCCCUAACCUCGCUGGCCGCGGCAUCCAGGUCUUCGCCUGGGAUCAGCGCGGGUGGGGUCGUAGCGUAACCAAGCCCGCUGAGCGAGGCCUCACGGGUUCGACGUCCCGCGUCCUCGCCGACGUCGCCGCCUUCAUCCGCGACAAGCUGUCGUCUGCCACCGAUGUUCCCCUCUUCGUGAUGGGCCACUCCAUGGGCGGCGGUCAAGUCCUCGCGUUAGCCAGCGAUCCCCAGUACGACGACCUCGUCAAGCAGGUCCGCGGCUGGCUCCUCGAGAGCCCCUUCAUCGCCUUUACGCCCGGCGAGGAGCCCAGUUUCCUCAAAGUUUUCUUUGGAAAGCUCGCCAGCCGCCUUCUCCCUAAGCAGCAGCUUGUGAAUGAGAUCCCCGCCGAAAACCUGACCCGGGACAAGGCUGUGCAGCAGAGCAUCAAGGACGAUGAGCUGAUGCACAACACCGGCACCCUUGAGGGUCUGGCCGGCAUGCUUGAGCGGACAGACGCGUUGGCCCAUGGCAAGCUGAAGCUGAGCCCCAACGUCAAGAGCCUCUGGCUGGGUCACGGCACCGAGGACAAGACGACGUGCUUCAAUGCGAGCAAGAAUUGGUAUGGCUCGCAGAGCAUUGAGGACUGUACGCACAAGCCGUAUGAAGGUGCCUACCAUCAGUUGCAUGCGGAUCAUUGCAAGGAUGAGUUCUUUAAGGACGUUGGGGACUGGAUUCUCGAGCGGGCGGGUGACUCUGCGAGACCUGAAUCCAAGCUAUAG